Messenger RNA from Penicillium argentinense, 2592 nucleotides. RefSeq names its product alpha-L-rhamnosidase. Bases 1 to 2592 code for a protein of 863 amino acids. Gene Ontology annotation, biological process: carbohydrate metabolic process. The transcript has 3 exons. NCBI's taxonomy places the organism in Eukaryota, Fungi, Ascomycota, Eurotiomycetes, Eurotiales, Aspergillaceae. The record is from RefSeq and is a predicted model, not a curated record.
AUGGCCCUCUCGAUUUCCCAGGUCUCCUUUGAGCACCACCGAACGGCCCUGGGGAUUGGCGAAGCUUCUCCCCGAAUUUCCUGGCGGUUCGAUGGGCAGGUCUCCGACUGGCAUCAGGAUUCAUACGAUAUCCAGAUCCAACGAAAAGGGCAAGUGGAAGACUUUCACGUCAACUCUCCCGAAUCCGUGCUUGUUCCCUGGCCCAGCGAGCCCCUGGAGUCGCGAGAACAGGCUACCAUCCGCGUGAAAUCGGCAGGAGGAAAGGAUCAACCCAGUAGCGAAUGGUCGGAGCCAGUCUCGGUCGAAGCAGGACUCUUGACUACCGCUGACUGGCAAAGCGCGGUUGUCGUGGCUUCCGACCGACCGACCGAAGUCAACGCCACCCACAGACCGAUCUACUUUCGAAAGGAUUUUCUCGUGGAUCCGGAUGUGUCUGCAGCUCGAUUAUACAUCACUGCAUUGGGCUUGUACGAGGCUCGGUUGAACGGCCAGCGGGUGGGCGACCAUUACCUGGCCCCGGGCUGGCAGUCGUACACCCAUCGUCACGAGUAUAACACUUACGACGUGACGGACCUGCUUCAGGACCGAGAAAACACGAUUGCCAUCACGGUUGGGGAGGGAUGGUUCUCAGGUCGUCUAGGCUGGAAUGAAAGACGUAAUAUCUAUGGCGAUACUUUGGGCGUGCUCUGUCUAUUGGCCGUCACAAACUCCAAUGGGACCACGACCUAUAUCCCCAGUGAUGACACCUGGAAGUCAAGUACGGGGCCGAUUAUCUCUUCGGAGAUCUAUAAUGGCGAGGUUUACGACACCAGGCUAGAGCAAAAGGGUUGGGAUUCCCCGGGCUUCGACCAGUCCAGCUGGCUCGGUGUCCGAGAGCUGAACUUUUCCAAGGACGCUCUGGCUGCCCCAGACGCACCCCCGGUGAGACGAGUGCAAGAGCAUAAACUCGUGGAUGUGUUUUCCAGUGCCUCGGGAAAGACUGUAUUGGACUUUGGUCAAAAUCUGGUCGGCUGGUUGCGCAUUCGGGUCCAAGGCCCGAGAGGGCAAAACAUCAGUUUUGUUCAUACUGAAGUCAUGGAAAACGGUGAGGUUGCGACGCGUCCACUUCGAACUGCCAAGGCAACCGACAAUCUAACCCUCUCGGGGGGCCACGAUGUAUGGGAGCCAUCUUUUACCUUCCAUGGAUUCCGAUAUGUUCAGGUCGAGGGCUGGCCAGCCGAGAGUUCGCUGGACACCGACGCGGUCACUGCGAUUGUGGUUCACACGGACAUGGAGCAGACCGCAUUCUUUGAUUGCUCGAGCCCUCUCCUCGGCAAACUUCACCAAAAUAUCCUCUGGAGUAUGCGUGGCAACUUUUUAAGUAUCCCUACCGACUGUCCUCAACGUGAUGAGCGCUUGGGAUGGACUGGCGACAUUCAUGCCUUCGUCCGGACCGCGAAUUUCCUCUUUGAUACCGGGGGCUUCCUCCGCGGAUGGCUCCGAGAUGCACGUUCAGAGCAGAAGGAGAAUAACUACUCGCCUCCAUUUGUCGUACCUGAUGUUCUUGGAGGAUCGACUGCGACCUCGAUUUGGGGAGACUCGAUUGUGGCCGUGCCCUGGCAGCUCUUCCAAUCCUUUGCAGACAAAAACAUGUUGCAAGAGCAAUAUGCCGGUGCCAAAGACUGGAUUGAUAAGGGUGUCCUCAGAAAUGAGGAUGGUCUUUGGAACCGAUCGACAUUCCAGUACGCAGACUGGCUAGACCCAAAAGCACCCGCAGAUGACCCUGGGGACGCCACAACGAACAAGUAUCUCGUCUCGGAUGCAUAUCUGAUUCACAGUACUGAAAUGUUGGCCAAUAUGUCAACAGCGCUUUCUCUAUUUCCGAACGCAAAGCACUAUGCCAAGUCGCGCUCCAAACUGACCAAGGCUUUUCAAGAUGCAUGGAUUUCUCAGAAUGGAACUUUGGCAAAUGAGACACAGACUGGGCUCACACUACCUUUGUACUUCCGCCUCUUUUCAAGUCCGGCCCAGUAUGACUCUGCCAUCAACCGACUGGUCAAAAUCGUCAAGGGAAAUGAUUACAAGGUCGGCACAGGUUUUGCCGGAACCCAUCUCCUCGGCCAUACAUUGUCUGAGUAUGGUGCAGCCGAUGCGUUCUAUGGCAUGUUGUUACAGGAAGAGGAUCCUGGCUGGCUGUUUCAAGUCGUCAUGAAUGGGACCACGACGUGGGAGCGCUGGGAUAGCAUGCUGGCAAAUGGAAGCGUCAACCCCGGGUCAAUGACAUCUUUCAACCACUAUGCGGUUGGGUCUGUUGGAAGCUGGAUGCAUGAGAACAUUGGCGGAUUGACCCCAGCCGAGCCGGGGUGGAAAAAAUUCAACGUCGAAGUUCGCCCUGGCGGUGGACUGAAUAAGGCCUCGACGCAGUUCAUCAGCCCUUAUGGCCGUGUGUCGACAAAUUGGACCCUCGAUGAAAGCAGCGGGACGCAUGGCUGCCCCGAAAAGCAAAAAAAACUUUCACCUAAUGGUCCAAGUGCCACCAAACACGCAAGCCACAGUGAAAUUGCCACCUGGUCGGGGGGAGAAGAAGUUUGUGGUGGGAUCGGGGGUGCAUGA